UUCUUCAUUCACGUUCUCUUUCUUUCUCCUGCCCAGUUGGUUCGAGGCUCCAGUGGGUGUGAGACAGUCUUGUGAGGAGGAGGUGGAGACGCACUUCGCUUAAAUCACAUCGUCGCACUCUGCCUCACAGCCUUCUUGUAGACGUCAAUGAGUGGUAUGCAAGUGUCCUCUGUGCUACAUGCCAGAUUUUGUGAACGUCAUAUUAGUAUUGAUUAAGAUCACCGCUUAACCACCACCACCACCACCACCACCGACAACAACAAAGAUCAACACCACCAAGCAAAAGACCACCACCAGCACCACGAACAAUGUCUGACUGCUGCCGGCGAAACAUUAAGAAGAAGGCGGACAUGGGUAACAAGAGACCAACAGCACCAACCACACGAAGACCCAGCUCCCCCGAGACCUCUCCAGCGGGCCCUGAGCUUCCCUCCACCCCGCGAUGCAUGCACAGCCCCCGCCAGGAGUCCACAGCGACCGACAACCUAGAUCACCUUCUCCCUGCAUGUCGUCUGCUGCGGACUGAGCUGGAUUCUGAUUUGACGAUUAGCACGUUGGAUGGGUCUAAAAUCAAGGUACACCGAACCAUGCUGGCCGGGCAGUCUGCGUACUUCAGGUGCCUAACGAGCCCCAAGUGGAGCCGGAAGACCAUUUCCCUGCGGCCGGGAUUCGUGGACCUGUUAAAUGAGAAGAAGGCUGUGGAGUGGCUGGUCCAUCACAUGUAUUGCGGCCUCAGACACCUGGAGGACUGGCGGCAGGCCGUAGAUGUGCUUCACCUCGCUCACAUGUGCUUCCUCCCCAUGGCUUCCCUUCUGGCCACGGAGGUGUUAAUACAUCAGAUCACUAACGAGAACUUCCCGUACGUCUUCAACGGCGCUGUGGUCAACUGGAACAAACACCUGACGGCCGCGUGCGAGAAGUACCUCAAGAGUCGUACUGAUGAGAUACUCGCCCUGGAGCCCAUGGUCACGAUCACCCGCAUGGCUCUCGAAACCCUCCUGUGGUCCCCUGCGCUCCAGCCCUCCUCGGAGUUGCUCGUCCUUGCCUUCGUCGUCAAAUGGGGGAAGCACAGUCUGUCGAGACCCAAGGGAAGGAAGUUAGACCCUACCAAUGUAAGUUUUGUCGGGUCAACUACCACUGCCACUACUACCGCUAUUACCACCACUAUCACCGCGACUGCUACCUCCACCACCACCGUCGUUACCCCCUCCACCACCAGCGCACCCGCCACCUCCAAAUCCCCAACCACCCCCACCACUCCCAAUACUCCCAACACCACCGAAACCCAGACCACCCAAAGCCAGAAGAAGAAGAGGAAGAGCAGCUACAGCCAAAGUCCGUCCCAUUUACUUCCCCCCGAACCUGAGCUUGAAUUCAACGUAGCCCUUCGCAUAGAGGUGGCGGGGUUCCUUCCAGGCAUCCGCUUUCUCACCCUGACCGCCGCGCAGAUCCUUCAAACGGUGGUGAACUAUAACAUCUUUCGCAGCUCCGAGAUCAUCGCUAUAUUACUUUUCAAGAUGUGUGUUCCUGGUUCCAACUUGUCCAGGCAUCUUAGCUCCUUAGAUCGAAAAUCGCGAUGCAUGGAGGGGACUGGGGAGGGGGGGACAAAACGCACAGAGGUGAAGAAAGUUAAAACCUCGCCUGUUUGGAGGUAAACUUGCCAUGCCAUUUAUUAGUGUUUUAGAUGCACUUUAAUAUUUCUUGGUAAUCGUGGCCUCCAAUUAGUUUCAGUUUAUUUAUAGUCUCGUAAAGGAUAGUUAUAAUGUUUUAAAUCCACCCAUUACUCUAUAUUUCGAGUGUUCUUUUAAUUCAGCUUUCAUUCAUUUGUUUUAUUAAGUUUUAUUGAAGGUUUGUGUUCGAGUUUGUGCUUUAUUGUUUUAUGUAUGUCCUCCGUGGUGUGUUUGUGUGUGCUUGUGUGUUGCGUUUGUUUUGUAGAAUUUAAAUAAAACUACAUCUUUUAAUACUCGAUAUGUCAA
Messenger RNA from Eriocheir sinensis (Chinese mitten crab), 1976 nucleotides. RefSeq lists its product as uncharacterized. Bases 309 to 1655 code for a protein of 448 amino acids. The record is from RefSeq and is a predicted model, not a curated record. Gene Ontology annotation, molecular function: protein binding. The transcript is spliced from 6 exons. Lineage: Eukaryota; Metazoa; Arthropoda; Malacostraca; Decapoda; Varunidae.